AUGGCUUCCGGAGAUGAACCGGCACCGCAGGCGCUCGAUUUGGAUAUGGCCAAGAAAUUUGUUGUGAAAUGGAUCCCUGCGGAUUGGAAUGAGUGGAAGAUCUUUGAAAUAUUUUAUCACUUUGGUCUUGUCAACAACGUACACCUCGCAUCAUUUAAUUCGAAGUAUCAAAAGAGUCAAACGGCAUUUGUUGAAAUGCUCGAACUGAUUGGUGCACGGAAAGUUCGUCAAGCGUUGAUUGGCGAUACUUUUAUUGUUGAUGGCGUUAGACUACUUGUUGAAAGUGUCGAGGAGAAUGACGAGAUUGGAAGAAAAGUGCAGAAGCAAUGUAUAAACGAAAAACGAGAUUUCAUCCACCAAUUGAUGCCAACGAAUGGUAGCCAGCGAAAAUUGUACCGAAUUACCCAUGGGGAUCUGCCAAUUGGAAAAGAAGUUGCUGUCAACAUCGUCGAGACUCCUGAGGAUUAUAAAGAAAUCCCUGGACGUCUCACCGUCUUUAUGCGUCCAAAAGAAGUUGAUGAGAGGUAUGCCAGGAUGCAGAAAGAAAUGAAUCGCUACGUGAGAAGUCGUCCAUCCGAUCAAAAGAUGCCAGAAAUUGGUAAUCAUGUGAUUCUGACAUUCAACAAUGUUGCGUAUCGCGCAAGGAUUACUGGAAAGCAAGAUGAGAACGCCAUUCAAGCAUAUCUUGUUGAUUUUGGCAAAAUGGUAGUUGCAGAGGAAUCAUGGACAAUUCACUCUGCGGCUUAUCACGAAUCUUUGAAUUUUCAUCUACCCCAAAUGGUUGUUCAAUGCGAGUUUGCCGAUGUCAUUUUUCAAGAGAAAAAUGUUAGGCGAGUGAGAACGAUCAUUUGCAGCUUUAUGUCCAAUUCGAAGGUCGUCUUUAUGGUUUCGCUCAAGAGAUACUCGGGAGUAACUAAUUUUAUCCAAAUGAGGGUCGGAAUAGAGCAUGAAAGUCAAGACUUUGUUUCGGCGUUGAUCGAUCGAAAAUUGUGCACUAGAGUUGAUGAGGAAGAUCACAUUGUAUACGACCAAAAAACACUUCAUGAUCUUCAGAAAUGUUCUACUGUUAUCGCUAUGGGAUUUCCUUCGUAUUUGAAGCCGUUUAAAACAAUUCAUCAAAAAGACGAUGUAAUUUUGUAUGAC
Mesorhabditis belari is the source of this 1143-nucleotide messenger RNA. NCBI's taxonomy places the organism in Eukaryota, Metazoa, Nematoda, Chromadorea, Rhabditida, Rhabditidae. The record is from the annotation of a GenBank genome assembly.